UUUGACGAUCUAAGUUCAUCUUCUUACAACACUAACAAAGUUCUUUGACAAUUCUCACCAGACCAAUGGGUUGCUCCUGGAGUAAUAACGAACCUAUGUCGGAUGGAGAGCUAGAGAACAUACUAGGGAAGCCACUUGAAGACAUCAAAAAGCUUUAUAGCUUCGGUAAGGAACUAGGCAAAGGUAAUUUGGGAACAACGUACAUGUGCGAGGAGAUUUCCUCAGGCAGAAGCUACGCCUGCAAAUCCAUUCCAAAGAGUAAGCUAAGAAGCGAUGACGAGAAAGAAGCUGUGAAGAAGGAGAUUGAGAUCAUGUUUCACCUCUCAGGCCAGCCCAACAUCGUCAAUAUCAAGAGAGUGUACGAGGACAAAGAGUGUAUACACAUAGUGAUGGAACUGUGUGGUGGUGGAGAGCUAUCCAGUAGGAUCGAAGCCUCUAGCUAUUACUCGGAGAAAGAUACUGCUGGGAUCUUGAAGUCGAUUGUGAAUGCUUUGCAGAUUUAUCAUUUGAAGGGUGUGAUUCAUCGUGAUGUCAAGCCUCAGAAUUUCUUGUUCUCGAGUGAGGAUGAGGACACUGUGCUCAAAGCUAUCGGUUUCGGAUCUUCUGUUUACAUCAAACAAGUAGGAACAGAACUGAAGGGGAGUAAAUACUACGUUGCUCCUGAAGUCUUACAAGGGAAAAGCUACGGAAAAGAGAUUGACAUCUGGGGUGCAGGUGUUAUAUUAUACCUCCUACUCUGCGGCAAACACCCAUUUAAGACUGAGUCUGAGAUUAGGAAAGGAAAACUUGAUUUGGAGAGCCAACCAUGGCCUUGUGUAUCUGAGAGCGCCAAAGAUCUUGUCAAUAAGAUGUUAACCAAAGACCCUAAGACCCGAAUCUCUGCUUCAAAUGUUCUUGAACAUCCUUGGAUCAAAAGAGAAGCUCCAUAUAAGCCUCUUGAUAAUGUUCUCGUAUUGCGUCUGAAGAGAUUCGGAGCAAUGAACCAGCUUAAGAAGCUUGCUUUUAAUGUUAUAGCAGAAGGUCUAGCAGAAGAGCUAAUCAAAGAUGAUAAAUACAUGUUUGAGGCUAUGGAUACUGACAGAAGCGGGUCAAUCACUUACGGGGAACUCAGAUCCGGGCUGAAAAGUCCCGGAUCUCAUUCUAAUCUAUCUCUAACUGAAGCUAGGAAACUCAUGGAAGCCGCUGAUGUGGAUGGCAAUGGAAGAAUGGACCUCUACGAGUAUAUCUCAGUUAUGAAGAAGAGACAUGUAUUGGUUACAGAUGAAAAUUUGGACAAAGCAUUUCAGUACUUUGAUAAGGAUGGUAGCGGGUACAUAACGAAGUAUAGCUUGAUGAAGGGUGUUGUGAGAGAUGUAGCUAUUGCAAAAGAUAUCAUAUCACAAGUCGACAAAAAUAAAGAUGGAAGAAUAGACUUUGAGGAGUUUUGUGCGAUGAUGCGAGAUAGAAAAUUGCAGCCACAAGGGAAACUUGUUAGGAUACAUUGAUACCUAUAAUCUUUUGUUCUUGUCUCACCCGAAAGCGGUUUUGUUUGAGAUGAAUAGCUAAACCGGGGAAAUCCGAGGUGAGAGUUUGUUGAUCUUGAAACUGUCUUACUGUUCUAUGUCAUCUUGUAACUCGAGAAGUUCAAUUUUUUAAACUAUAAUUAUGUUUGCUAAAAGGUAUAAACCGGGGAAAUCCGAGGUGUGAGUUUGGUU
This is a messenger RNA of Eruca vesicaria subsp. sativa (arugula), 1694 nucleotides long. The record is from the annotation of a GenBank genome assembly. NCBI's taxonomy places the organism in Eukaryota, Viridiplantae, Streptophyta, Magnoliopsida, Brassicales, Brassicaceae.